This is a messenger RNA of Lottia gigantea (owl limpet), 381 nucleotides long. RefSeq lists its product as hypothetical. The record is from RefSeq and is a predicted model, not a curated record. The transcript has 3 exons. NCBI's taxonomy places the organism in Eukaryota, Metazoa, Mollusca, Gastropoda, Lottiidae. Gene Ontology annotation, biological process: intrinsic apoptotic signaling pathway. Gene Ontology annotation, cellular component: mitochondrion. The annotation marks the transcript as partial.
GAUUAUAUUGGGCCACCAGAUUCUGUGUCAAAUUUACGUCAAAUAUCAUUCCGAACUUUAAACCAAUCAGAAUUAGAGAAGAAAUAUCACACACGUUCUGAAGAUGUUAUGAAAUUCAAUCAGGAAUUUUGGGAACAACAUAACACCAAUUUUGUCAAGGAAAAAGAUAAAUUUGUAGAAGCUAGAUUGAAACUAAAGAGAGAUGGAGAAAAUACACUGAGUGCUGAAGAAAUGUCUGAAUUUUAUAGAGAAUUUUUAAAUAAGAAUUAUAAAUCUCAUGUACAGUAUAACCUAGAAUGGUAUAAAAGAAAUAUUUCCCUACUUGGCCCAGCAUUUAAAGUUUCUAUACAUAGAUUACUACAGAAAGUUGGAAUCAGGUGA